Molecule: messenger RNA, 3552 nt
Organism: Haliotis rufescens (red abalone)
Lineage: Eukaryota; Metazoa; Mollusca; Gastropoda; Lepetellida; Haliotidae
Product: b(0,+)-type amino acid transporter 1-like
Exons: 13
Coding region: 853-2376 (507 amino acids)
Biological process (GO): amino acid transmembrane transport
Cellular component (GO): membrane
Molecular function (GO): L-amino acid transmembrane transporter activity
Source: RefSeq, a predicted model, not a curated record
CGCUUGGAUUAUAUUUUACUGUGUAUUUCUGCAUUUCUGAUGCGUAUUUCACGCAGACACGCAGCUUAUCUGGAGCUCUGGCCGGUAUAUGAACACCAUUUGUUGUUUGGAAAUUGAUUGACUGACCCUGCACAUUGUCCCAUUGUCCUUCUAAACUGCCACUACUGACCCCGCCGAGUCAAUAACCCGACUUUAUCCGUCAUACACGUAGUUCAAGAUUCUCUCACACACGUCCGUAGAGGUCGGAGCACAAACUCAAAUACACUUAAGCUCAUCUGACCUCAAAGCCCGACUUGAAAACCAGUUGUUAUCUGAACAGAUUUUAAGAGCGACGAAGCUGCACAUUUUUGCAUGGUAAUCUCAGAAAUUAUCUUCCUCAAAUGUGUUAAAAUACCUCCAUAGUCUACACACACAUAUACCUACCCACCUAGUGUAUACCAUGCCUCACUUGAGAAGCCACAUAUAUCAUCAAUUAAUAACAGAUAAACGUUAUCAAGACUAUCUCAGAGUUACGUCAAUAACACGUUGAGAUGAUCACAAUACUUAUAUAUAUCACAGGUCGGUCAUAUAUCAAAAACAAACCCCCGUGACCUACUUGAAGCCUGGUUGAGGGGCUCCGGCACGCUAUCCGUGCUCUCCCCUCAACCUACCAAGCUGAUACACGCGGCCCUGCGUCGCGGAUAUAUAAUGACGUAGUUGUGACAAGACGCUGGUCACAGUAAUUCUGACAUAAUCGACUUCACUGCCGACACAAUUGCAAACAACACCUAGACAGUCGCCUGCAACUUUACCUGGGCAUUUUAGCUGCAUUUUCACCUGGACGAUUCGCGAGGAUACCUGCUGUCUUGACUAAUGGCAAAUGAUAAACCUUCAGGCCCAGAUGGGGAGAAUGGAGGCCUGGACUCGGUUCGACAGCGUCAGGUCAAGCCCCCAUAUGACAACGCUGACAACGAUACCAGCUCGACCACGGUGGAAAUUGUCCAGAAGGUGCAGAUGCAACGUAAUGUUGGCGUGUUCAGCGGAAUCUCCAUCAUCGUCGGAACUAUCAUAGGGUCGGGUAUUUUCGUGUCCCCCAAGGGCGUUCUGAGGGACACGGGGUCAGUGGGACUCAGUCUGGUGGUGUGGGCAGCCUCGGGACUCAUCGCUCUCUUGGGGGCGCUGUGUUACUCCGAGCUGGGGACGCUGAUCCGUCUGUCGGGAGGGGAGUACGCCUACAUCCGCGCCGCCCUCGGUAACAUCCCCGCCUUCCUCUACUCAUGGACGUCCGUCAUCGUCAUCAGGACGUCGUCGCUGUCGAUCAUCACGUUGACGUUCGCCCAGUACGUGGAGAGUUUCUUCACCAUGUGUGGCGCACCAGUUGCUCCCACCAAGAUCGUGGCGGCCAUUGCACUGAUCACUGUGGGCAUUGUCAAUAGCUGGAGCACCAAGUUGGCCGCCAGGGUGCAGGUCGUCUUCACAGCCGCCAAACUCAUCGCUCUCGGCAUCAUCAUCGUCGGCGGUGUAGUCAAGAUGGCGGAAGGUAACAUCAGCGUCCUGGAGGAGGGUUUUGAGGGGUCGACAACCUCACCAUCAACGAUAGCGCUGGCAUUUUACGGCGCUUUGUGGGCCUACGACGGCUGGAACAAUCUUAACUACGUUACGGAAGAACUUGAAAAUCCAGAAAAAAAUCUUCCACGUGCCAAUAUAUUCGGCGUCCUUCUCGUCACCAUCGUCUACGUCUUGACAAACAUCUCCUACCUCAGCGUGAUGACUACACAGGAGCUGCUUGAUUCCGAUGCAGUGGCUGUGACGUGGGGAGACCGUGUCCUUGGAGCUGCUGCCGUCAUCAUGCCUCUGUCUGUCAUGGUGUCAACGUUUGGAGCAGCCAAUGGAACUGCCUUCAGUGGUGGAAGAGUUGUAUAUGCUGCUGCAAGAGACAACAACCUGCCUGAGAUAUUGUCCUACAUCCAAGUGAAGCAGCUGACUCCCAUGCCGUCCAUGUUGUUCACAAUCUUCAUCGCCCUCCUCAUGAUUAUUCCCGGAGACAUCAGCGGCCUCAUCGACUUCUUCAGCUUCACCGCCUGGAUGUUCUACGGCAUGACCUUCCUCGCCCUCAUCGUCCUCAGGUUCAGGAUGAAGGAUGCGGAACGGCCAUAUAAGGUUCCAAUCCCAAUCCCGAUCAUCAUGCUGCUGGUUUCGUUGUACCUGAUCAUCGCCCCCAUCGUGGAGGACCCCCAGAUCGAGUUCCUGUAUGCCUUCCUCUUCGUCAUAGGGGGUCUCAUCUUCUACUUCCCUCUCGUACAUUUCAACUUAAAGGUUCCAGGUUUUGAUAAAAUAACGGAAUGGUGUCAGUUGAUUUUAGAGAUCGUCCCAUCAAAAGUAGAGCCUGAUUCAUAAGACGAUAAAACGUUCCAUGGAGUUCGACUCCAAACUGUGAAAGGAACUCUUGCAGUUAUUAUCAGCUGUAGAUAUAUGCAUGCAUGUGCCCUAAAUGUACAUGGCGGGCAUGCUAACCAGAAGAAUAAGCUGACGAAUGGUUAUGAUAAGAAAGUCUCAUCUAUAAGAAAGAGAUAAUAAGGGCCAAUUUUGGCCCAAAGGAUCUCCAUAAUUUUUAAAAUGUACACUUGUAGAGAUCGUAUACAAAUGUUAAAGAUUGUGAACUUAUGACAACAUUUAAUGCAAAGGUAAGGAUGGAAUGUGUUGAAAAGUUGGUUUCACGGGAGAUUUUUUUUCUGAUAUCCAAGCAUGAGUCUUUGACCUUAGCUGAUUUUCCUACGUGAUGUAGAUAUCGGCAGCACAAAUAUAUGGAAUAUAAACGUCAACGCCAGAAAAAAACAGUUUUCAAAUCCAACUAAACAGAUUCCAUUGGGCGUAAAAGGCAAAAUAGCGGUGAAAAUGCUAUGAAUGGACCACUGAAAACAGUGAUGACACCAGGUGCCCGGGAAAUUGGGUCGCGGUCCCUUGAAAAUAAUAGUCAACCUUGUCACUCAUUUCUGUCAGGAUACCUUUGUACUUCUUCAUGUCAAAGUGUUAGAAGGGACAAAGGCUUUCAAUCAACCACUUUGAACAUUUCCCAUAAUUUCCAAUCAAACUUUAAAACAUGUCCAGUGUACCCAAAUAGGCCCUUUUAUAACUCGUCCUUUGUAAAAAGAAAAUGUGUGUGUGUGUGUGUGUGUGUGUGUGUGUGUGUGUGUGUGUGUGUGUGUGUGAUGUGUUUACAUGCUAAGUUUCAGCCAUCAUAUUUGCAAAAUUACAUUUUAGAAAAUAUGACUGUGGUAAAAGAAUAUUCCGCUAAUUUCAUAAUCCCUUUUUAGAUACACUUGUGAGAAGUAGAAAUUGGACUCAAACAAAGAGGAGGUCAUACAUUUAAAUAUCUCUUCACCUGCCUACAUGGGAGUACUUUGUUGUUUUUUAUCUCAUUUAUUACUGCACAAUGUACUUAUACAGUAUUGGGGAAUGUGUUAUGCUGCAUUGAUUAUGUCAUUUUUCAAGGAAUAUCUUUCAUUCACGUGAACAUCCCAUCACUGUAUCCCAGACGUAUGUUGUGUGUACAAUAAAUCAUUUCUAUUGGUA